Messenger RNA from Chelmon rostratus (copperband butterflyfish), 2305 nucleotides. It is a transcript of the gene gpt, whose product is annotated as glutamic--pyruvic transaminase. The record is from RefSeq and is a predicted model, not a curated record. NCBI's taxonomy places the organism in Eukaryota, Metazoa, Chordata, Actinopteri, Chaetodontiformes, Chaetodontidae. The transcript has 11 exons. Gene Ontology annotation, biological process: biosynthetic process. The coding region runs from base 131 to 1810 and encodes 559 amino acids. Gene Ontology annotation, molecular function: pyridoxal phosphate binding; L-alanine:2-oxoglutarate transaminase activity.
AGCGUGGUGCCUCCACUUGCACAACCUCAAUUUUCACCCCUCCCGGGUGAGGCAACCGGUGUGGUGCUGGUCGCUGUGCACCGCAGACGCUCUCAAAGUUACCCAACUCGCUGAGAGGAGGCAGUCUGACAUGUCAGCCACACGGAUGCAGCUGCUGUCAGCCAGAAGCGUCCGGCUUUUAAGCCGCGGGCGAAGCGAGCUGUUCGCCGGCGGCAGCGGAGCGCAGCCGGCCGGCGGUGGUCCCGGGGUCCGCUCACUGACCUCUCCCCCUCUCUCCUCCUCCUCUCCCGGCAGAGCUCUAUCGAGUCUGAGUGCGACGCGGCGCGGGCUCCCCAAGGAGAAAAUGACCGAGAACGGAGUGACGUCCCGGGCCAAGGUGUUGACCAUCGACACUAUGAACCCCACGGUGAAGAAGGUGGAGUACGCGGUGCGGGGGCCCAUCGUGCAGCGGGCCGUGGAGCUGGAGAGGGAGCUGUCUGAGGGAAUGAAGAAGCCUUUCGCUGAGGUCAUUAAGGCCAACAUUGGUGAUGCGCACGCUAUGGGCCAGCAGCCAAUCACUUUCUUCCGACAGGUCUUGGCGCUCUGCUCCUACCCUGAACUGCUGAAUGACAGCACAUUCCCAGAGGAUGCUAAAAGUAGAGCACGCCGCAUUCUGCAGUCCUGUGGAGGGAACAGUAUGGGCUCCUACAGUGCCAGUCAGGGCAUAGAGUCUGUGCGUCACGACGUCGCCCGCUACAUUGAGCGAAGGGAUGGCGGCAUGCCCUGCGACCCAGACAACAUUUACCUCACCACAGGGGCCAGCGACGGCAUUGUGACCAUGCUGAAGCUGUUGGUGUGUGGCGAGGAUGCGACCCGCACCGGCGUCAUGAUCUCCAUACCUCAGUAUCCCCUGUACUCAGCCGCGCUGGCCGAACUGGGCGCCGUGCAAAUCAGCUAUUACCUUAACGAGGAAAAGUGCUGGAGUCUGGACAUCAGCGAGCUGCAGCGUGCUGUGGAUGAGGCGCGGCGUCACUGCAACCCGCGAGCCCUGUGCAUCAUCAACCCUGGAAACCCCACUGGUCAGGUUCAGAGCAGACAGUGCAUCGAGGAUGUAAUCCGAUUUGCGGCAAAGGAACGUCUCUUCCUCAUGGCUGAUGAGGUGUACCAGGAUAAUGUGUAUGCCGAUGGCUGUCAGUUCCACUCCUUUAAGAAGGUCCUGUUUGAGAUGGGGCCGGAGUACUCAAAUGCGGUGGAGCUGGUAUCUUUCCACUCUACCUCCAAGUGUUACAUGGGAGAGUGUGGCUUCCGAGGAGGUUACAUGGAGAUCAUCAACAUGGACAGUGAGGUGAAGGCUCAGCUGACCAAGCUGGUGUCUGUCCGUCUGUGUCCUCCUGUUCCUGGACAGGCUCUAAUGGACCUGGUGGUCAACCCUCCGCAGCCUGGGGAACCCUCAUAUGACAACUUUAUGAAGGAGCGCACAGCCACCUUAAGUGCCUUAGCAGAGAAGGCCAGGCUUACGGAGCAGGUUCUCAAUACUGUGCAAGGCAUCAGCUGCAAUCCUGUGCAGGGUGCCAUGUACUCCUUCCCUUGCAUAACCAUCCCUGAAAAGGCCGUCAAAGAGGCCACGGACAACGGUCAGCAGCCAGAUAUGUUUUACUGCAUGAAGAUGCUGGAGGAGACGGGGAUCUGCCUCGUACCUGGGAGCGGCUUUGGCCAGAGGGAUGGAACCUACCAUUUCAGGAUGACCAUCUUGCCGCCGACAGACAAGCUGAAGAUCCUGCUGAACAAAGUCAAGGAGUUCCACCAGAAGUUCACUCAGCAGUAUUCUUAAGUUCCCACGUCUGUCCCUCCAUUCUCAAAGGGAGGAGCUCACCAGCCACAACAAAAAAAGAACUUAGCCAAUCAGAAUCGAUCUGUCAAUAAUAAGUGCCUUUUCUACGGCGGCUCUAGUGGUCUCUGUGAUGACGCACUUCAGCCUUUACUGCUAUCGGAUGUGGACAUUUGCAAGGCUGUUUUGUGUUAGAAAACAAAACCGGAGAUGACAAAAUGAAUUCAAAGAAAACUAUGGUUUCACCUUGUGUGUGUGUGUGUGUGUGUGUGUGUGUGUGUGUGUGUGUGUGUGUGUGUGUGUGUGUGUGUGUGUGUGUGUGUGUGUGUGUGUGUGUGUGUGUGUGUGCAUGCAUGUGUGAGUGUGCGGUUUCAGCUUUGAAGGAUGUACAGUGUGUACUGCAGGUAUGUGUGUUUGUGAAUACGAGAGAUAGAUUGUCUGUGUGAAUACCAAGCUUAAAAAAAAAAAAGGGUUCGACCGAAGGAAAAAGAGAUGUUG